AACUUGAGACAUCAGCGUGACUGAGCAUGUGACCGUGUACGUCACGGUGCGGUGCGCUAAGCGUGACUUGUCACCACAACGGCUUCAACACGCUCCACGAUGUCGAGGGCUAUGACUGCAGCUCAGGUCAUCGGCCUGGGCGAAUAUCUUAACCCUGAAUUUGAUCCUGCUACCCUUACAGUAGCUCAACUUCUUGGUGUUCUUGGAUAUCACAACAUUAGAUUUCCGACUCCUUACACCAAACCAAAAUUGGUGCAGCUUUUUCUUGAUGAAGUCAAGCCGAAGGCGGCGAAAUUCAAGAAGGACAGACUGAAGAAGGAAAACAGUGCUGCUAGCGAUGAUGGAAUAACAGAUGGCAUGACAGGAAAACCUCUCAGUGGUGCCACUAAGCCAAGGCGAUCUUCCAGGAGAUUUUCUCGUGCACCGUCAGAUGACGACGAACCACCGCCUCGACCAGAUCCACCGAAGCGCCGUCGUUCGUCUGCACAACCCAGCCUUGGUGGCGCACCUAAAACCAUUGUUCGCACCGCCAUGCAGCCCGCAGUCAUCGAGGAAAGUGAACCUGAAGAAGACCCGCCCUUGCGCAAGGUAGGCAGGAACAAGAAGAGUUCACAAGCUGCAGGCUCGCAAGCGCGCAGAAUAUCGCUUGCAGAUGACAGCGGAUGGGAGGAUAAUAACAUUUUCCAGUCGGGCGCUGAAUCAUCUUCGCCUGUGCGGCCGUCUCCUGUGCGUCCUCAAAGUACUCGGAAAAGUGGUUCUGUCAAGAAGUCACGUCACUCGAUGUCAGCACCUCCUCAAGCAUCUCCUUUCUUGUCUCCUCCGAAAGCGCCUCUUUUUCCGGUGGAUCUACAGCGCUCUCCUCCGCAAUCAAAGUUUGAACCAGAACUUCCUCCGACAUUUUUACGAGUCCCCCAAAUCUCAACUCCAUCAGAAACGGUCCGGUUCAGUCCCGUUGAACACCGGUCUAGACCGUCUUCUCAAUUGACAACCAAGGUCGAUGCCCGUGGCCUAGAUUUUGAUGAUGGCACAGACGUAGUUGAUGGCCAGACUGCUGAUGAAAGCCAGAGCGACAGUUUUGGGGACCCUGAUUCGCUAGGGGUUGCCGUAUCCAAUCGUAUUGCUGGUGGUAACCAAUUGGUUCGCCGGCGUCCAGCCCCUCCCCUGCAACGUUCUAGGUCUCGUUUUAUGACACUCCUCUACCUAAUUGUGAUAGUCGCCGGAUCCUACUUUGUGAAGCAGUACAAAGAUGAAUCAUCUGCCAUUGGUUACUGCGAUACUGGCAGCAACACCAAUCAAGCACUACGGGACCUCGAAGCGCAGCGGGAGGCAGUCCAGGCUCGUAACAAAGACAAUAAAACUGUUAUAUAUUUGCCAUCGGUCAUAUCGGAUAUUGGGUUAUUCGAGGAUGGAAUUACAUGUCCCCCUCUACCAUUCAUUCCAGCCUUGCAUCCUUCAGCAUGUGCUCCCUGUCCAGAAUUCGCGACUUGCACGCAACACUCAGUGGUCUGUAACCCUGGUUAUGUAUCGCGUCCUCACCCUCUUCUCGGCAUUUUAUCACCUUUCGGCACCGCAACUCCUCUUGUGGAAAGCAUAUGGAGCUUGAUUGGUGACGUUACCAAUGGCUUACCGAGUUUGGGAUCUGUUGCGUUUCCCCCACGUUGCAACGAAGAUCCGAAACGGAAACGGAAUAUAGGCGCCUUGGGUAAAGCGAUAGAAGCCCUUCUCGGACAGGAAAGAGGGAGACGCGUUUGCAUCGGGGAAAAACAAAGUCGGGAGAUUGUCAAUGAUAGUGAAGGGGGCGAGGCCAUGAAAUGGGGUCUAGAAAUUGAGAUUCUAAGGAAUACAAUGAAGCACAAGACAGCUCCGCAUCUUCUCGCCAAUUUUGAUGACACGUUCAAUGAAGCCAUACAACAGCUAGUCCAAUGGGGUUCCGUAAUUUUUGGGGAGGACAACAUAGGUCAUCGUUAUUUGGCUCACAAGACGCCACACUUGUCUUGGAGCUGUCAACUUACUGUCAAGUCUCGUGAACUUUGGGCAGAAUGGCGAGCGUCUGUGUAUGCUUGUAUAGCGUGCAUGUGCGCAUUGUAUUUCAUAAAGCGGUCCCGGGCGCUCCGUCAAAUGGAGGGAAGACGUGUGGCAGAAUUAGUGCAAAUCGCACUUGAUACCUUGCGUAAUCAAGAACUUGCGCACCAUACGGAUCCAGUGACGGCACCGCACCCAUAUUUGUCUUCUCUGCAGCUUCGUGAUCUCAUCUUACAGGAUGAACAUUCAAUAUCAGUCCGAAGAAGAGUAUGGGAUCAAGUGGAGCGUGUGGUCGAAGGGAAUGCAAAUGUGAGGGCGAACCUUGAAGAAGUCAAAGGAGGGGAUGAACUACGUGUCUGGCGAUGGGUAGGAUCUACCGGUGGACCAGAAAUUCGGAAGGUUCAAUUUGAGACGCAUAAGGAUGAAGUAGCCUGUGAAACACCCCAGUUCUAGUUGCGAUGGGUCGAUCGAUUUAUUGUUGUUUGCUUCUUAUGUUUCUGUGUUUUUUAUGAUAGGUUUUUAUCCCCUCAAUCUUGUUCACAAAAUACUAGUGUGCUUUUUAGCCAUACUGUCGUCCAACCAAUCGGAGUUUUUGUUCGAAUCAA
This is a messenger RNA of Suillus bovinus, 2627 nucleotides long. RefSeq names its product Man1-Src1p-C-terminal domain-containing protein. Gene Ontology annotation, molecular function: chromatin binding. The transcript is spliced from 8 exons. Lineage: Eukaryota; Fungi; Basidiomycota; Agaricomycetes; Boletales; Suillaceae. The record is from RefSeq and is a predicted model, not a curated record. Bases 100 to 2475 code for a protein of 791 amino acids. Gene Ontology annotation, cellular component: nuclear inner membrane.